AUGGUCCUACAUGGCCAGCUUCAGGAGAAUGGUAAAGGUAUGACUGGUAUAAAGCCCAUCAGCUCACACGCCUCUCAGAGAAAACAAAGAGCUGCUUUGUUUCACGAAGAAUCCCGAACACGACUGAACGGUUUCGAGGAUUUGGCUUUGCACGGCCUCUGGAAAGACAAUCCAACGUUCCCAAAGCCUCUCCUGUCGUCCCACGUGGUCUCGACUGCUGUGGUUGAGCAUCACGGCUUUGCUCCCCAUAAAACUCCUGGCACUGAGAGCAGCUUUCAGCAGCUGUUGUCCUCCACGGUUUCGUCAGAAACAGAAAAAAAGAAGAAGAAGAAGAAGAAGAAUCUCGAUUACCAAGCUUGCCUACUGCAUUUGAUUCGAUAUCUACUGCAGUCGAUUCAGUGCCUACUGCAUUCGGUUCAAUACCUACUACAUUUGAUUCAGUACCUGCUGCAUUCGAUUCAAUACCUACUGCAUUCGAUUCAGUAUCUACUGCAUUCGAUUCAGUAUCUACUGCAUUUGAUUCAGUACCUCCUGCAUUCGAUUCAAUACCUACUACAUUUGAGUCAGUAUCUGCUGCAUUCGAUUCAAUAUCUACUGCAUUCGAUUCAGUAUCUACUGCAUUUGAUUCAGUUUCUACUGCAUUUGAUUCAAUAACUAUUACAUAUGAUUCAGUACCUGCUGCAUUUGAUUCAAUAUCUACUGCAUUCAAUUCAGUACCUACUGUAUUUGAUUCAGUAUCUACUACAUUUGAUUCAGUUCCUAUUGCAAUCAAUUUAGUUCCUACUUCAUAUGAUUCAGUGACUUCUGCAUUUGCUUCAAUAACUACUGCAUUUGAUUCAGUACAUGCUACAUUUGAUUCAAUACCUACUACAUUUGAUUCAGUACCUGCUGCAUUCCAUUCAAUACCUACUACAUUUGAUUCAAUACCUACUACAUUUGAUUCAAUACCUACUACAUUUGAUUCAAUACCUACAACAUUUGAUUCAAUACCUACUACAUUUGAUUCAAUACCUACUACAUUUGAUUCAGUACCUACUACAUUUGAUUCAAUACCUACAACAUUUGAUUCAAUACCUACUACAUUUGAUUCAAUACCUACAACAUUUGAUUCAAUACCUACUACAUUUGAUUCAGUACCUGCUGCAUUCCAUUCAAUACCCACUACAUUUGAUUCAAUACCUACUACACUUGAUUCAGUAUCUACUACACUUGAUUCAAUAUCUACUACAUUUGAUUCAAUACCUGCUACACUUGAUUCAAUAUCUACUACAUUUGAUUCAAUACCUACUACACUUGAUUCAAUAUCUACUACAUUUGAUUCAGUACCUGCUGCAUUCCAUUCAGUACCUGCUGCAUUCCAUUCAAUAUCUACUACAUUUGAUUCAAUACCUACUACACUUGAUUCAAUAUCUACUACAUUUGAUUCAAUAUCUACUACAUUUGAUUCAAUACCUACUACACUUGAUUCAAUAUCUACUACAUUUGAUUCAAUAUCUACUACAUUUGAUUCAAUACCUACUACACUUGAUUCAAUAUCUACUACACUUGAUUCAAUAUCUACUACAUUUGAUUCAAUACCUACAACAUUUGAUUCAGUACCUGCUGCAUUUGAUUCAAUAUUUACUACAUUUGAUUCAAUACCUACAACAUUUGAUUCAGUACCUGCUGCAUUUGAUUUGA
Molecule: messenger RNA, 1680 nt
Organism: Hemibagrus wyckioides
Lineage: Eukaryota; Metazoa; Chordata; Actinopteri; Siluriformes; Bagridae
Product: dynein heavy chain-like
Exons: 4
Source: RefSeq, a predicted model, not a curated record